Messenger RNA from Rhea pennata, 1476 nucleotides. RefSeq names its product mitogen-activated protein kinase 12 (gene MAPK12). The coding region runs from base 364 to 1365 and encodes 333 amino acids. Gene Ontology annotation, cellular component: nucleus; cytoplasm. The transcript is spliced from 13 exons. Gene Ontology annotation, biological process: protein phosphorylation; MAPK cascade. NCBI's taxonomy places the organism in Eukaryota, Metazoa, Chordata, Aves, Rheiformes, Rheidae. Gene Ontology annotation, molecular function: ATP binding; MAP kinase activity. The record is from RefSeq and is a predicted model, not a curated record.
GGCCGCAGCGCGUUGGCACCUCAAGCAGCGUCGGCUCUGCUGUCCCCUGCCUCCGUCGUACGCAAACCUGGCAGGGUAGCUGAGGAGCUGCGCGGGAAUCAGGAGUCUUUCAGCAAGGCCUGCGUGUCUGUCCUCUGUCCGUCUGUCUGUUAACAUACAAAUGCCGGUUCGUGCAAACCGGAGUUUCCUGUGGGACACAGUGUCAUUGCGGUCCAAAGGUCGGGUGGAGAAGGGUAGGACCUCGGCCGAAUUUGUGCUCAAAGCUAGAGAGGGAGGUUAAGAGACCAGAAAUCUGGAUCUCGAUCACCACACACGUGAGGUGUGGGCGAUCUGCGCCGCUGGCAGCUCUUUGCUUGAACUUGGAUGUGGUACUGUGGGCCUGUCCUUCAGAGCGAAGGGUCUGUUAUUGCCUUUCGUGAAAUGUGGAAGUCUCAGGUCAUUGGAAUAUUGGACGUGUUCACACCAGAUAUAACACUGGAGAAAUUUAAUGACUUCUACCUAGUCAUGCCAUUUAUGGGAACAGACUUAAGUAAGAUAAUGAAGCAUGAGAAGCUAACUGAAGACCGAAUCCAGUUCCUGGUAUAUCAGAUGUUAAAAGGCUUAAAGGUCAAUGGAAAGUUCAUGUUGAGUUCAGGAAGAUUUGUAUCAAGCCCUCAGUGCUUUGCUCUGAGACAAGCUGUAAAUAAAUGUCUUCAUUAUAUUCAUUCAUCAGGCAUAAUUCACAGGGAUCUGAAACCUGGAAACCUGGCUGUAAAUGAAGACUGUGAAUUGAAGAUUCUGGAUUUUGGAUUGGCAAGGCAUACAGACAGUGAGAUGACAGGUUACGUGGUUACAAGGUGGUACAGAGCCCCAGAGGUCAUACUUAACUGGAUGCAUUAUACACAAACAGUUGACAUCUGGUCUGUGGGCUGUAUAAUGGCUGAGAUGAUAACUGGGAGGCCUCUGUUCAAAGGAAACGAUCAUCUGGACCAACUCACAGAAAUAAUGAAAAUAACAGGCACACCAACUCAAGAUUUUGUUCAAAAACUGCAGAGUCAAGAUGCAAAAAACUAUAUCAAAAGCCUCCCAAAAGUUCAGAAAAAAGAUUUUGCAUCCAUCUUGAAGUACGCGAAUCCUCUGGCUGUAAACCUUUUGGAGAAGAUGCUAGUGCUAGAUGCAGAGAAGAGAGUCACAGCAGCUGAGGCUUUGAUGCAUCCUUACUUUGAACCUAUUCAUGAUCCUGAGGAAGAAAUCGAAGCUGAAAAAUACGAUGACACAUUUGAUAACAUGGAUCUUCCACUGGAUGAAUGGAAGCGUAUUACUUAUAAAGAGAUACUGAACUUCAAGCCACCACAAACAUCAGAGUCAAAGGAGACAGCAGUGUAAUUAUCUGACUUGAUCUUUUCAGAACUCAGAAGAAAACAAGAAAGUUGUAAAUGUUUGUGAUAUUUCAGGUGUAUAAAACUUUUAUAAAUAAAUUGGAUGUAAUCUGUUUCA